Messenger RNA from Clupea harengus (Atlantic herring), 4769 nucleotides. RefSeq names its product NACHT, LRR and PYD domains-containing protein 12-like. The coding region runs from base 2 to 4219 and encodes 1405 amino acids. The record is from RefSeq and is a predicted model, not a curated record. NCBI's taxonomy places the organism in Eukaryota, Metazoa, Chordata, Actinopteri, Clupeiformes, Clupeidae. The transcript is spliced from 12 exons. Gene Ontology annotation, molecular function: protein binding.
CAUGGGGACCCAACUGGACCUUCUACUUCAUGCUACGGAUCACCUGAAGCCUGAGCAGCUGAAGAGGUUCAAGCUGUACCUGAGCCACCGAACUCUGGACGGUGUCGAGCCCAUACCCAGAGACCGGCUUGGAGACAGUGACGCGACGGACAUUGUGGAAACAAUGAUGGAGGUCUAUGGCAGCGAAGGUGCUCUGAAAAUCACAAUACACAUCCUGAGGAAAAUCAGCCGUACAGAUCUUGCAGAUGCCCUGGAGAAUGGGAUUAAGGAAGUGCCAAGCCAAGAGGAACAGGCUACAGACGCUGGGUCAUCAGUAAGUCUGACCCAGGAUCAGUGUGGAGUGUGUGAGCAGCUUCUGACGGAUCCAGUCAUCACCACCUGUGGACACAGUUUCUGCAGGCAGUGCAUCAGCAGCUACUGGAGCCAGUCUGGUCCAUCAGGACAGUACACCUGUGCAAAGUGUGAAAAAAGACGCAAAACUCCACAGUCUUCACAGACAAUAACAGCAGUUUCAGAGGCACAACCCAUCGAUAUAGCAGCAUGUGGCCCACCGAAUGCUGCUCCUCCCUGUGUGCACACCACCAUCUCAGCACAGACAGGGGCCCUAGUUAAUGCCCCCACCCUCAACAACUGCCACAUCGAGGGCUCUGUGUUCUUCAACAGUGAGCCGGGAGACAAGGAUGAUGAUGAUGCUGUCUUGGAAAAUGUCCAGAUGAAUCACAAGGCUCUAAUGAAGGAAAAAUCUGAGUGCAUAUUUGAGGGUGUUGAAAAGAAGGGCAACAAAAUCCUCCUUAACAAGAUCUAUACAGACCUGUACAUCACAGAGGGGGAGAGUGAAGGGGUCAACGAUGAGCACGAGGUCUGGCAACUUGAAACGGUCUCCAGGAAACCAGUAACACAAGAUACAGCAAUCCAUUGCAAUGACAUCUUCAAACCUUUGCCAGAACAAGAUGGCACUGUUCGAUCUGUGAUGACCAAAGGAAUAGCUGGCAUUGGUAAGACCGUGUCAGUGCAAAAGUUCAUUCUGGACUGGGCAGAAGGGGAGGCCAAUAGCGACAUCCAUUUCGUUUUUGCGUUCUCGUUCAGAGAGCUGAAUUUGGUACGAGGUAGGAAGUACAGUCUUCUUGGUCUACUCCUCGACUUUCACCCUGAACUUAAGGAACUCUAUGACACAAGAAAAUGCUUCGAGCGUAAAACGGUCAUCAUUUUCGAUGGGCUGGAUGAGAGCAGGCUUAAGCUAGACUUCCGUAAAACAAGACUAGCCAACGUCACUGAGGUGGCUUCGGUGGAUGCGCUGGUUGCUAACCUGAUUAACGGUACACUGCUUCCUUCAGCACACAUCUGGGUAACGUCCCGGCCGGCUGCAGCUGGUCAGAUUCCCACUCAGUACGUUGACCAACUGACCGAGGUGCGGGGAUUUAACUUGCCACAACGAGAGGAGUAUUUCAGGAAGAAGAUCAGUGAUCCAGCCAAAGCAGAGCAAAUCAUUGCGCACAUCAAGGUGUCACGGAGCCUCCACAUCAUGUGUCACAUCCCAGUCUUCUGCUGGAUCUCGGCCAUUGUGCUCCAGAAAAUUCUGGAUCAGGGUGGAAAGAAGGAAAUCCCGAAGACGCUCACAGAGAUGUACGCCCACUUUCUUCUCAUUCAGACAAACAUCAAGUACCAAAAGUACCACGGUGGAAGUGUGUCAGAGAGACAGAAGCUCUUGGGAUCGAACAGGGACCUGCUUCUGAAGCUGGCAAAGCUCGCUUUCCUCAACUUAGAAAGGGGCAACUUGAUGUUCUACGAGGCAGAUCUCCGUGAGUGUGGCAUCAACAUCAAUGAGGCAUCCAUUUACUGCGGAAUGUGCACCGAGAUCCUCAAGGAGGAAUCUGUGUUUUAUGAAACGAAGAUCUACUGCUUUGUCCAUUUGAGCAUCCAAGAGUUCCUCGCGGCUGUCCACAUUUUCUACUCGUACAUUAGCCGGGACAUGGAAGCAAUGGCAUUUUUCCUCAAGGGCAAGUCACGAGCCAGCCGCAAGAAUGUCACGCUGGACAUCUUGUUGAACAGCGUCGUCACCAAAGCAUCAGAGAGCGAAAACGGACACCUGGACUUGUUUGUACGAUUCCUUCACGGCCUCUCCCUGGAGAGCAAUCAGCGGCUUCUCCAAGGGCUGCUAACUCGCAUGGAGAGCAGUCCAGAGAGCAUCAGUAGAGCUGUCAAAAACCUCAAAGAGAUGCAAAGGAAGAACGUCUCUCCUGAAAGGUGCAUCAACCUCUUCCACUGCUUGAUCGAGAUGAACGACGCAUCCGUCCAUGACGAAAUUCAAACGUUUCUGAAGUCAGAGAGGGGCCCCGGGACCCCACUGUCCCCUGCUCACUGCUCAGCGUUGGCUUACAUGCUCCUGAUGUCUGAGGAUCCUCUGGAUGAGUUCGACCUCAGGAACUACAAGACCUCCGACGAGGGCCGCAGGAGACUACUCCCGGUUGUGCGGUACUGCAGAAAGGCUCUGCUUGGUGGUUGUAAACUCACAGAGAAGCCCUGUGAGACCAUAGUGUCGGCUCUGCAUUGCUCAAACUCUCACCUGAGAGAGCUGGACUUCAGUUUCAACGACAUACACGACUCGGGUAUGAGACUGAUCUCCAUCGGACUGACGAGUCCCUUCUGCAAACUACAGACACUCAGAUUCAACCGCUGCAAACUGACUGAGAAGUGCUGGGGCAAUCUCAUCUCAGCUUUUCAGUCAGAGACGUCUCACCUUAGUGAACUGGAUCUUACUGACAACGAUCUGCAAGACUCUGGAAUAAGGCUUCUGAGUACUGCACUGAGAAGUCCCAACUGUAAAAUACAGAUAUUAAGAAUGAAGGGUUGUCAUGAGAUGGGCAGAACGUGUGAGGUGUUGGCCUCCGCUGUCAGCUGUAGCCUGCCUAACCUGAGAGAGCUCGACCUGAGUCACAAUGAGCUUGAUUAUGCUGGAGCGAGCAAGCUGUUGACAAGCAUGACGAGCCCUCAAUGCCAGCUGGAGACAUUGAGGCUGAAGAGGUGUUGUCUAACAUGCCAGCACUGUGAGGUCAUUGCCUCUGUCCUCAAGUCAGGCACUGCACACCUCAAAGAGCUGGACCUGAGUGACAACGACCUAGAUGACCCCAUGAUUGAGAGCCUCUCCUCUGGCCUCACGAGUCCCCACUGUGCAUUGAAAACCCUGAGACUAAAGCAAUGUGGUCUGACAGAGGACAGCUGUCCAGGUCUGGCGGCCAUUCUCAGCGCAGACCACUGCCCUCUGACCGAGCUGGACCUGAGCUGUAACGUCCUGCAGGACUCAGGAGUGGAAGUAAUCUCUGAAGGGUUAACGAGUCCGAACUGCAAGCUGGAGUCACUCAGCUUCUAUCUCUGUGUCUGCCUCCCUGUUCUAUUUCUCUUAAACAUUUUUUCCCUCCUUUCUUUCUUUCUUGACCUCAAACUGUCUCCUCUCAGGUUAUCUUUCUGUUGCAUCUCGGAACCUGGCUGUGUCUCCAUGGCAGCGGCCUUGACCUCGCGCCCCGCCUGCCUGAAGGAGCUCGACCUGAGCUACAAUCACCCCGGAGACGCAGGGACACAGGCACAGAGGGCAAGAGUGCAGGACCCUAACUGCCACCUGACGCUCGUCAACUUUGACCAUGGGGGACUCUUCUGUCUGACAACAGAAUUAGGAAAAUACGCCUGCUCUCUCUCCUUCGACCCAGACACCCUGCACCCAGAGCUCUCUCUGUCAGAGGACAAGAGUAGCGCCACCUGCAGAGGGGAGGUGCACACGUACCCCGACCGCCCCGAGAGGUUCACCCUGUGCCCUCAGGUGCUCUGCGCCGAACCCCUGUCGGGGCGCUGCUACUGGGAAGCGGAAUGGUCCGGAUGCAAAGCGCUUCUCGGAGCGGUGUACAAGUGCAUCGAGCGCAAAGGGUCGGCCGACGUGUCCGGGAUCGGAGCGAACGGCUCCUCCUGGGCGCUCGAGUGCUCCACAAUUUCCGGCUACAAGGCCUGGCACGAGGAGAGGAGGGUGGAGAUUCUGGUGCCGCGAGGGCAGCCGCGACGUGUCGGCGUGUUCCUGGACCGGCCGUCGGGGACGCUGUCCUUCUACAGCGUGUCAUCCGCCUCCGGACAGCUCACGCACCUGCACACGUUCCGGGAGGCCUUCACGGAGCCCCUGUACGCAGGCUUUUGGGUGGCACCUGAGUGCUCUGUGGCCCUCUGCAAGACAGGCUAAAAUUACAUUACAAAAUAGAAUUAAUAAAUCUAUUAAUCUAUUCAUUUAAUUAAUGAAUGAAGUUGCAUUUAGCCUUUCCGGACACCGUCUGAAAAAAAGAGAAUUGGCUGGGUUGGUCAUAGGUUGAUACAGAGGUGGAAUAUAAAACAACGAGAUGUUAGAAAGAAAGAUCACUGAAGAAUUCUAGAGGGUUCUCUAUAAGAUUUAUUGUAACGCGUACAGCAACAAACAAAUCCCCUUUCUAUCCCACUGAACAGUCAGCCACAGUUCACCUAAGCCAGGCCUCAAUCUUCCCUUAUUCCAAGCCCUCGGCCUGGACAUGCUGUGACCUCAGUCCUACUCCAGAGAACAGUUUGAUGGAUGAGACAGUGAGCUUUUACAUUCAGUCUCCGAGUCGGCGCUCUUAUCUGAAGGUGCCUACCUGACAGCACGGCGAGCUAUCACAAGUGUCUGGACAAGCACUCUCCACAGGGGUGAAACCAGGGAUCCAGUGUGUCCUUGGUGGUGCUGGUUGGACUCUCCACGGGAGGGAAACUAGGGAUCCAGUGUG